GCCCCCUGGGUGUUCGCUCUAUCAAGCUUCUGUGAGAGGCGGCCGGAGAGUCAGAAUCAUGCACGCCAACGCCACGAGUGUCCGGAUCCUCAUUAAGGGAGGGAAGGUGGUGAACGAUGACUGUACCCAGGAAGCGGAUGUAUACAUUGAGAAUGGCAUUAUCCAGCAGGUUGGCAGGGAACUCAUGAUUCCUGGAGGAGCAAAGGUGAUUGAUGCCACGGGCAAACUGGUGAUCCCAGGGGGCAUAGACACCAGCACACACUUCCAUCAGACCUUCAUGAACGCCACCUGCAUGGACGACUUCUACAACGGGACCAAGGCAGCAUUGAUGGGUGGCACCACCAUGGUUAUUGGCCAAGUUCUUCCCGACAAGGACAUUUCACUGCUGGACGCGUAUGAGAAAUGCCGCAGCUUGGCUGAUCCCAAGGUUUGCUGUGACUACGCUCUGCACAUGGGCGUCACCUGGUGGGGGCCCAAGGUGAAGGCAGAGAUGGAGACCUUAGUUCGAGAGAAGGGAGUGAACUCUUUCCAGAUGUUUAUGACAUAUAAGGACCUGUAUAUGCUGCGUGACAGUGAACUGUACCAGGUCUUCCUGCAUUGCAAGGACAUUGGCGCAGUUGCUCGAGUCCACGCAGAGAAUGGUGACCUGGUUUCAGAGGGUGCUAAGGAGACGCUGGAGUUGGGUAUCACAGGCCCAGAGGGCAUAGAGAUUAGCAGGCCUGAGGAGCUGGAAGCAGAGGCUGUGCACAGAGCAAUAACCAUUGCCAACCGGACCUUUUGUCCGUUGUAUUUGGUGAACGUGUCCAGCAUGUCAGCUGGUGAUGUCAUCGCGUCUGCCAAGAUGCAAGGUAAAAUUGUUUAUGGAGAAACCACAACAGCCCAUGCCACCCUGAAUGGUUUGCACUACUACCACCAGGACUGGUCUCACGCAGCGGCCUAUGUUACUGUGCCUCCACUUAGACUGGACACCAACACACCCAACUACCUUAUGAGCCUGCUGGCAAACGAUACUCUCAACGUAGUGUCUUCAGAUCACAGAACCUUCACCACUAAACAGAAAGCCAUGGGGAAGGAGGACUUCACCAAGAUUCCACACGGUGUGGGCGGAGUCCAAGAUCGCAUGAGUGUCAUCUGGGAGCGAGGCGUGGUCGGAGGGAAGAUGGACGAGAAUCGUUUUGUUGCUGUAACGAGUUCCAAUGCGGCCAAGAUUCACAAUAUGUACCCCCGUAAAGGACGUAUAAUUCCUGGCGCAGACGCGGAUGUGGUUGUAUGGGAUCCUGAAGCUGCAAAGACACUCUCAGCCAGUACCCAGGUUCAAGGUGGAGACGUCAAUCUCUAUGAAAACAUGCGAUGCCACGGAGUACCACUUGUCACCAUAAGUCGUGGACGUGUUGUCUAUGAAAAUGGGGUGUUCAUGUGUGCUGAGGGAUCUGGUACUUUCUAUCCCAUGAGGACCUAUCCAGAUUACUUAUACAAGAAGAUGAUCCAGAAAGAGAAGACUUUAAGCCUAAAAUGUGUAGAUCGUACUCCAUACCAGGGGGAUGUGGCAGUGGUGCAUGCUGGGAAAAAGGAAACAGGCAGCCCGAUGGCAGACACUCCUACUCGGCCAAUCACUCGUCAUGGGGGCGUGAGAGACCUUCACGAGUCCAGCUUCAGCCUAUCUGGUGCUCAGAUCGAUGAUCAUGUCCCAAAGCGCGCCUCGGCCAGAAUCCUUGCACCUCCCGGAGGUAGAUCCAGUGGAAUCUGGUAAUCUGCAGGAAACCAACCCCUAACGGCCCCACUACUCCAUUCCUAGGUCCCUCGUAUCCCACUCCCAGCGGGAGUCCAGCAUUGCUGCACCCAGCUCAAUCAUCACGUAAACUCACCUGUAUUGUUUCACGAAAAUGAGAGCAUCCACUUGCCCACACCGAUCUGUCUACAAACAUUUUGCCAAGCCUUGAAACCACUACCACAGUGUGGAAUAUUUGUGACUGAUUAACAUUUAUACCUCUGUAACUGGGCACCUAUCAUGUCAAAUGGAAAUUCACAAACCAUUUUAGUGAAUGCCUGAGCCAUGCUAUUAAAACAACUGCCAUGGAUGUCUUAAAUCUUUGUUUUCGAUAAUAGUUAAUUAACCUGAAGAUCGUUCAUUCUGCUAUGUUUGUGUGGGAGAAAUCCUCUAAAUAUGUGAAUGGAUGUUUGCUUAUUAUUGUCCAAAUUGGUUCCGCACUCUCACGCUAUCACCAAUCUUUAGGGAGUCUUCCACAACCACUUCUCACCGCCUCUCGUGAUUAUUACUUUUCUCUACUGUGACCAGAAGCUGUGAAAUAUGGAGGGAGAUGGCAUUAGCUUCUUGUAUAAGAGUUUUCACCCAUUUUCAUGCAGUCCGUACAGCUCUGUCUUACAGUAUAAGGAACGAGAUGGUUAUUGUUAUCAAAUCUUCAAAUAUUGGUCCGUCUCCAAGUGAAUGCCUUAUGUAAAAUAUGAAUUGAUCUCCACAAAGCCGGGUAUCAAUGUGACCAUGAAAUCGUUUUCUUAAUGCACGCCCCAACUCAAGAUAAAUCGGCAACAGUCUAUCACUUCUUCAUUUUACUGCCACAAUAUAUGAGUUAGUUUGCCAAAACGUAAUGACCCUACUUGAGGUAUGUUCUAUAUUAAAGAGCAUUCUCUCCCAUAUCUCCAGGCAUGCCACACUCUCCUCACUGGCAAAGACCCUCAUAUGAAUGUAGGAGGGAUUGUGUUUCUCUGUCUCUCGUUCCGGUAGAGAUUAAUUAGACAGCCUGCAAUGGCGCUUGCCUAUUCUGGAGCAAUCUAGUUAUAGGUUAUGGCAGUGUGAGAGAGCCUUCCCUCCGAUGUACUAACUUCCCUUAAACCCCUCUUCCUAUUUAUUCUACUCUUUAUAAACGUGUUCUGCCAUGCUGGUAUAGCAGUAAAUAAUGUAUCCACCUGGUUACUAGAAUAAUUGCAUGUAUAACCACAGCCGUUCUGUAUUUUCCAAAAUCCAGUUUUAAGACUUAAAAUUCCACCCCAUAAAUGUGAGAGAAUGCAUUGAUUUCCAGAUGACGGAUUCCCAUUCUAAGCCGUAUUGUUUGCCCAUAUGAUGGAGAAUAUGAGUUAUCUGUCUGUGUGCAUUUUGUUGUUUGAGAACUGACUUUUCUUAUUGCAGAUUUGCUCAGGAUUCUGAAUAUUAUGGCGAUUGGGCCAAUCCCUAUUCUGAAAUAGCUAUAACCACAAAGAAUACUCAGUUCUACUCAAACUUGAGCCACUUCCGAGCUGCAUCCUUUGUUUGGUGAUUGUCGUCAUCCAUAUAGUCUGUGAAUGACUCCAGGCCCUCCCCAGUGUUAUUUGAAUUGAUUACAUUGGUUUGUCAUGGUGACAAUAGAAGUCAGAUAGUUUCCAGCGACUUGUCAGCUGUAUCCGGCGAGAACCCUGUGUGUGUCUGUGUCAUGUGAAGCAGCAGCGUUUUGUACAUGUCGUGAUAGGAAAUCCGUAGGCUAGUAGUGAUAGGUGUUCCUGUUGUACAGUAAUUUGAUGAUAUUUUGUAUUUAUUUAUGUAUUUAUUUAUUCUCAUAGUGAAGGGCACAGACAAGAAGCAAAAAAGUAUCAAACGCUAGGUACAUGAUUCAUAUUGCUCGCACUGUAUGUCUCCCAUUUUGGCUGUGAUGCGAACCCCUAUCUUCAUGCUUCUCCCUGCUGUUAUGGUGCUAAGAAUCAGUUGCACUAACCUCAACAACGUCUCACCUCCCCUGCUUGUCCUACAGCCGUGCGCUUCUUCUCUGCCAUCUCAUUGGUCCAACAUGUCCAAUGCCUCCUGUCCUGCACUGUGGUUUAUAUAAUAAUGGGGCUAAAAAUGGUGGAUUCUGGUGGAAAUUUUCAUUAAAAUGGUAAUUAUU
This is a messenger RNA of Pelobates fuscus (common spadefoot toad), 3872 nucleotides long. RefSeq names its product dihydropyrimidinase like 5 (gene DPYSL5). Gene Ontology annotation, molecular function: hydrolase activity, acting on carbon-nitrogen (but not peptide) bonds. Bases 59 to 1750 code for a protein of 563 amino acids. Gene Ontology annotation, cellular component: cytoplasm. The record is from RefSeq and is a predicted model, not a curated record. The transcript has 13 exons. NCBI's taxonomy places the organism in Eukaryota, Metazoa, Chordata, Amphibia, Anura, Pelobatidae.